UCCCACAUUGCUAUGGGGAAGUUGGGUACUGAAAUCAUAUUUUAAUACUAGUUUAAGAGGAACCUUUACUGUACUUUCUUCUUCAUCGCUGCUUUCAGUACUUGAGUCACUGGAAUAUUCAUUAGAUGAUGAAGUAAUAGUUACGUUCUCAAUGCUCUCCUCUACAGAAGCCAUACUCAAGUUCUCAACUAACUACACAAGAACAAAAAUUAUUUUUAUAAUGCAACUACUUGUUUAGGUUAGGAUAACAUAACCCAUAAAUGUCACAUCUUAAUCGUAUUAUUAAAAUAAUCAGUAAUAAGCGAAGACAUGUUUUCCUGAUCCCAGUUUGUUGUAAACAACAAAAGUAUUUACAUCUGCGAAACCUCACUUUUUGCUAUCAACAAAAGAGUAAAAUCUGAAAUAAAUUAAAAACCUCUGGCCAUGGAAGGUUUUGAAUUAUUCAAACAAGGUGCUGAGGGCCGUAUUUUUAAAGGAGUUUACUUAGGCAAGCCCACAAUUGCCAAAGAACGUUUUGUUAAAAAAUACCGUCAUCCAGAUCUUGACUCCCAUUUGACCAAAGAACGGAUAAAAAGUGAGAGUCGCUCCAUAAUUCGAUGUAAAUCUGCCGGGAUAAGAACCCCCGCUUUGUAUUUAGUUGAUUUCAAUCGUCGCACAAUUUUUAUGGAAUACUUUGAGAACAGUAUUGCGGUCAAGGAUUUUAUAGCAAAAGCAAGUGACGACGUUGGAAAUAAAUUGGCGUUAGAAAUUGGGACUGCGUUGGGAAAAAUGCAUGCCAAUAACAUAAUCCAUGGGGAUUUAACAACGUCCAACAUGCUACUUGUAAAUAAAAACGGUCAAAACGUCUAUGAGAAUUUGCAAGAUUUAGAGCUGAUUUUCAUUGAUUUUGGAUUGUCUCAUGUGGAGUCUAGUGCUGAAGAUAAGGGUGUUGAUUUGUACGUACUGGAACGAGCCCUGCUCAGUACACAUAGUACAGCCAAUGAAAUUUUCGAACAAGUUUUAGAGGGCUAUAAAUUAGAGAAUAAAUCAGGGUUUCAAGAAGUAUUGGCAAAAUUUAAAGAAGUGCAGGCUAGGGGCCGAAAGCGUACAAUGGUUGGCUGAUUCAUUUAUUUAAAGUCUUGAUAACAUUCCUCCUGCAAUUACAAUUGUUUCUCCAGUCAUAUAACUAGCAUCAUCAGAUGCUAAGAAAGCUGCUGCGCUAGCUAUUUCAUUUGGCAUUGCCAUUCUGUAAAAAAUAAAUUUUUAACUAAA
Tribolium madens (black flour beetle) is the source of this 1251-nucleotide messenger RNA. RefSeq names its product EKC/KEOPS complex subunit TP53RK (gene Prpk). The transcript has 2 exons. The record is from RefSeq and is a predicted model, not a curated record. Gene Ontology annotation, molecular function: ATP binding; protein serine/threonine kinase activity. NCBI's taxonomy places the organism in Eukaryota, Metazoa, Arthropoda, Insecta, Coleoptera, Tenebrionidae. The coding region runs from base 424 to 1101 and encodes 225 amino acids. Gene Ontology annotation, biological process: protein phosphorylation. Gene Ontology annotation, cellular component: EKC/KEOPS complex; nucleus; cytosol.